AUGGCGCACGUCGGAGUUGGACACGGCCCCGCUGCUGCCGCCGAAGCUGCCCCUUCCGCAGCACGACCCGAUGCGCCGACUGCUGAGGGAGCAGGGAACAAAUUCCAGCAUGCCAUUUCGUCAUGGAGAAGUGUCGAUUUGACAACUUUGACCGCGAGCCUCGAUAACACUGCCUCGGAGAUCGUGACAUAUCAACGGGACUCGACAGUGCAGCGCAAAGAGCUGGCACAGAAAACAAAAGACUUUCGAAAACUUGAAGAUUCGACCAAGUUGACCGAAAUCAAAGGCCUCUUGAAAGCCUAUCAAAAUUUUAUCGACCUUCUCACGAAUCACUCCAAGUCCGUCAACUCGGCCUUCCUCAAAGCCUAUACUUUGAUAUCAGAAGCACCGGAUCCAUACCCACUCUUGGAAGCCUCGGUAGACUCGAUGCUCCUGUCGGAGGAAACACUUCCGAGACUCACGGAAGAAAACAGGCUGCUCCAGGAGAAUGUCUCCAAGCUCACGUCACAGCUGGAAGAUACUGAAAGCAAGCUCCAGUCAGAGCGAACCGCGCGGAAAGAAAUUGAGGACAACCUCGAGCGACGGGUCAAAGAGGUUGAAUCGUCUUGGAAUGCCGUCAUGGAAGAGAAAAAGGACAACUGGGAAGCCAAGGAGAAGAGCCUGGAAGAAAAGGUAGAGAACCAGGAGCGCCUUCUGAACGAGUUGCGCGCCAGCUACGAGGUGAAUCAGCGACUCGGAAAGGCUGGCGAAGAUCAAGAAAACCAUCAUGCAAAAGCCUCGAGCGCUGAGCUGGAAAUGCUCCAUUCCGAUAUUGAGCGUACUAGCGCCCGGCUUGCCGAGGUAGAGGCUCGUAAUGAGCAGCUGCGGCUGGAAUUGGCCCAAGCCAAAUCUUCCAUCUCGACACAACCCGAAAGGUCUUUGGAAGACGAUCCCGGGUACAUGCGCAUGAGGUCGGAAAAUUCAUCCCUGAUCCGAAAGCUAGAUGCUUCCAGGCUGGAGAAGGAAAGCAUGAAGCGGAAUUUCGAUGCUCAGCAGCGUGCGAUGGAGCGGGAGGAACUUCAUCUGAAAGAGGAAAAAGAUGCGCUCAAAGCCAAGGUCCAAAAAUGGAGUGACUAUGAAGAUAUCAAGCAGGAACUCGAGGUUCUCAAAAGCAUCGAGUUUUCCACAGGCGACGAUGACGAAGGUGGAGAGAAGAUGGAAAGCAGCACGGACAAAGGGGAUUCUCUAGAAAAGCUUCUUCUGUCCCGUAACAAGAAGCUUGGCGACGAGCUGACGGUACUCCGCGUCUCACACCAAGAUCUGCAAACGCGACUGGAAGAUUUGCAGGAAGAACUCUCAAGAACAAAUGCGGAGCUGGAGAAGUCACAAAACCUGAAUCAGAGGCUGGAGGAGGAUCUUGAGAACAUGCAAGCUGAGGGCGCCAAUGCCUUCCCAUCUGGUGCGUCGGUCGCCGGCACAUAUGUGACUCGAGCGCAAACACGAAAGGGCAGGACAUCACCAACCUCGUCCAUCAUCAGCGGCCUGGAUCCGCGGUCCACACCAGGGGAGCGGGAGCCGAUGGGAGGCGGAUCUGGUAUCCUGCCAAUGGUGACAGCACAGCGAGACCGAUUCAAAAAGAAGAAUGCGCAAUUGGAACAGGAACUGUCCGAGACCAAUCGGACUGUGCAGCAACUGCGGCAAGAAGUGGCAGCCUUGCAGAAGGACAACCUGAACUUGUACGAGAAAACAAGAUACGUGUCAACAUACAACCGUGGCGGCACGACGGCAACUUCGUCAUCGGCCUACUCCUCCAACCCGAAUCCUUGGGCGGUUUCCAUGGGCGGAACGGGCAACCCGGGGAUGGCCAUGGACAGAUACCGCCAAGCGUAUGAGUCAAACAUUUCACCAUUUGCGGCUUUCCGUGGUCGAGAGUCGGCCAGGGCUUAUCGGCGUAUGAGCCUCCCGGAGAGGGUGGUGUAUUCGAUCACGCGCAUGGUGUUGGCGUCCCGUACCAGCAGGAACCUCUUUGCAGCUUAUUGCGUGGCGCUGCACAUGCUGGUCUUUUUCUCGCUCUUUUGGCUCGGCAGCGCAGACUUUGACAAGCACGCGUCUGGCUUGGGCUCCUCUGCUGCUGCCGCUGCUGCCAGAGCGGCUGCAGGCAAGGCGGCGAGUGGCGGUACACAGCACGGAGAGUGGAAGCAAGAUAGUUUCAACCGGCAGUAA
Messenger RNA from Metarhizium album ARSEF 1941, 2202 nucleotides. Its product is annotated as Golgi membrane protein (Coy1). Lineage: Eukaryota; Fungi; Ascomycota; Sordariomycetes; Hypocreales; Clavicipitaceae. Gene Ontology annotation, biological process: intra-Golgi vesicle-mediated transport. The transcript has 3 exons. Gene Ontology annotation, cellular component: Golgi membrane. The record is from RefSeq and is a predicted model, not a curated record. The coding region runs from base 1 to 2202 and encodes 733 amino acids.